GAGAUAUAAAACAUAAGUCUGCGCCAACCAAUUUGGAUGUAUUAUUGCGAAUAUACUCAGCAGUGCAUCGUAGUAAAAAUAAUACAAACCCUGCAAAAUCGAUUACUGCGUGGCAUCCCAUGAGCUCAAUGGUAUGUUGACCUGAAUAUACUUAACUGAUGCCAUCUCAACUGGAUAGAACAAGUUUUACAUCAAAAUGGCUGAUCAUCCAUAUGAGCUUCUCAUUAUUAUGGAUGUUAUGGACACUCUACCCUACAGAUCAAGUAAAGAUUUAAGAAAAAUUGCACGAAGAUAUUGAUAAUUGAAGAUAUCAAGAGGACAAGGAAAGUCAAAAUGAAUUCGGCAAAGGCUGUGCGAAAUCUGCUCAGUUCCUGCUCCAACCAGAAUGUCACAGUUUCCAGAUACUUUGGCUCAGUGAUAUUGAACGACAACCCUGAGAUGAGGCCAAUCACGUUCCCUGCCAAUGCCGAUGAUCUACCUCAAUUUGAUACGGUGCUGUUCGGUGUGCCAGGUCGUGGCGGUUGCAACAGCAACUGCAACAGGCCGCAGUGCCAAGAACAGGAACCCAGUAACAACAGCAAUGGCAAUGGCAGUAAUUACUACCAAAACGACAACAAAAUAACAUGUCCACCACCACAGAGGCCGCCACAACCUACCCAUUGCCUAAAGACCACUGCCUAUCCUCCAAAGAACAAAAACUGUCCUGGGCCCUGCAAACGACCUGGUGGAGCAAACUGCAAUGGGAAAUGAUAGAUUUUAACCAAUAAACACACUUUGUCACAAAAUUCUUCUGCAUUAGACAAAAAUUCUUGUAUUUUUAA
This is a messenger RNA of Cimex lectularius (bed bug), 821 nucleotides long. RefSeq lists its product as uncharacterized. The transcript has 2 exons. The record is from RefSeq and is a predicted model, not a curated record. Lineage: Eukaryota; Metazoa; Arthropoda; Insecta; Hemiptera; Cimicidae. The coding region runs from base 334 to 750 and encodes 138 amino acids.